Prunus armeniaca (apricot) is the source of this 342-nucleotide messenger RNA. NCBI's taxonomy places the organism in Eukaryota, Viridiplantae, Streptophyta, Magnoliopsida, Rosales, Rosaceae. The record is from the annotation of a GenBank genome assembly.
AUGCAAUCUUACAUUGGUGUUUUGGCGCGCACCAGAGUCCCUCUUGUGGACAAGAAAUGGACUCAAUUGCCCAAGGACCUGAAGGAGCAGAUUUGGGAAGCUAUUGAAAUGGCUUAUGUUGUUGGGCAAGGGGGCAAGAAGAUGGUGCUAUCGUAUGCUGCCAAAAAAUGGAAGGAUUUCAAGUCUACCUUAACAAGGCAGUUCAUCCUUCCGUUCAUAAAUGACAAGGAGAAGUUAAAAGAACCCCAUCAACUAUAUAACUUCAUAGAGAAAUCACAAUGGGAUACCUUUGUAGCUUCAAUGUUAUCCGUAGAAUUUAAGGCUAUGCAUUCUGAGCAAUGA